GUCGUGUCAUAACAGAUUGAAAUUCUUUUCAAUUUUAUUCCGCAAACGCGAUUUUGAGGUUAGAAGAGAAAACGCGAUUUUGAGAUUUUGAGGGUAUCAACUAUCAAUGGUUUUUUAGAGAGAUGCAAACGUCGUUGUUUCGACGACUUGCUCCAUCGUUGGCAGCACGAUUUCAACGAAACGAGAGUCUUAUAAGUUCUUUUUCAUCUUCUUCUUCUUCUGCGGUUCUUCACCAUGUUACGUCUUCGUCGUCUUCUUCUGCUGAAGUGGAACCUGUUCACAUAACCGAAAACUGCAUUCGUAGAAUGAAGGAACUGGAUGCCAAUGAAUCAUCGUCUGGUGGAAAAAUGCUUCGUUUGAGCGUAGAAACUGGUGGAUGUUCGGGAUUUCAGUAUGCUUUUAAUCUGGACGAUAGAGUUAACUCGGACGACAGAGUUUUUGAAAAGGAAGGAAUUAAAUUGGUCGUUGACAAAAUUUCAUAUGACUUCGUGAAAGGCGCAACUGUUGAUUAUGUAGAGGAGCUAAUUCGUUCGGCUUUCAUAGUGACCGAGAACCCCAGUGCAGUUGGUGGUUGCAGUUGUAAAAGCUCCUUCAUGGUGAAACAGUAGUUAGUUAUCUCGGUACUCCCCUCCUCACUUUCCUCCACCGCCCAGAUAUUUAUUCAGUCGAAUUAGAUUACACUAUGAAACAUGAUUUUUGUACCUCAAUUUUUUUUGGAUUGAAUUAAAGAUUGAAUUAUUGCUUGUAUAAUGAUAUCAAUAUCAAUGUAACAGACAGUUGUUGUACUGGUAAUAAAUUAUCAGGCAUGUCAGCCUGUUCUAAUA
This is a messenger RNA of Trifolium pratense (red clover), 824 nucleotides long. RefSeq names its product iron-sulfur assembly protein IscA-like 2, mitochondrial. The transcript is spliced from 4 exons. Gene Ontology annotation, biological process: iron-sulfur cluster assembly. Bases 123 to 608 code for a protein of 161 amino acids. The record is from RefSeq and is a predicted model, not a curated record. Gene Ontology annotation, molecular function: 2 iron, 2 sulfur cluster binding; 4 iron, 4 sulfur cluster binding; iron ion binding. Gene Ontology annotation, cellular component: mitochondrion. Lineage: Eukaryota; Viridiplantae; Streptophyta; Magnoliopsida; Fabales; Fabaceae.